Molecule: messenger RNA, 2713 nt
Organism: Puccinia graminis f. sp. tritici CRL 75-36-700-3
Lineage: Eukaryota; Fungi; Basidiomycota; Pucciniomycetes; Pucciniales; Pucciniaceae
Product: FunK1 5
Exons: 2
Coding region: 1-2235 (744 amino acids)
Biological process (GO): protein phosphorylation
Molecular function (GO): protein kinase activity
Source: RefSeq, a predicted model, not a curated record
AUGGCACAAGAAUCUGGACGAGCAUCUAUUCAUGAGGCUCUACACAGCUAUCUCACUUCAAAUGGGAUCGAAACGGCCGAAAAGUUCUUCGAGGGUGGUCAGGAUCAAAUCAAAAAACGGCUCUUGCUUCUUGGAGUGGAAAUCACGAUGCACUCCUGCCUCGUUGACAAAUUAGACGGCUAUUGGAUGACAGAUGGAAUCAAAAGAAUAUCAGAAUUGGUGACCGUCGACGAAUUCAAGACUUACGAGCCUCUGAUCACCUACAUCCUCCUCAACCAAGCCCAAUCCGAUCAAGAAAUCCUUCAGCUCAUCAACAAACAACACAGCGAGCCCCCAACGCCACCAGUGUCCACCCCGGUGAGCACUGGAUCCGGCCUCAUCGAUUCUUCGGCCGCGGACUUCGUUCCUAUCCUAGGACGGGAAUUGGGGGAAUUGCUGUACACAAAUGUCCAAGGUCUGCUGGACCAUUUCAUCGACCCACGACACAUCGAUCCCACUCACCGGAAACGUACUAACGCACGAUCUGUAUUUAUUGAUGAAAAGCGUCAAGAAUCAGACACCUUGCAGGGCUCUAGGUUGAGGUACAUCUCUUCGUUCGCCGCGCACUUGGUCAACCAAACAACGCCCAAGAAUCCGAUGUCUCGUAUUUGGCGCACUCGACCUCACACGCGUUUGGAGGGCGUUGAUGGGACGCGUAUGGUGGAUGGUGCGAUCAUGUCCGGGGUCAAUGCAACCCAACAAACCUAUCACAUUCGAGAUGUUCUGGUCCCUUUCGCGCUCAAGAAGGAUAAACAGGACCUCACAAAAGCUGUGAUUGGCUUGGGCAAAUAUGUCUGCGAGCUCUUCAAAGCUCAGCCCACCCGAAGCUUUGUCGUUGGAGUUACUGUGCUCGAAAGCUCGAUUCAGAUCUGGCAGUUCGACAGGUCCGGGGCCAUCGGCUCUGAACCAGUCGACUUCAAAUCGGACAGACCAAACAUCGAAAAGUUCCUCGAUCUUAUGCUAUGUUUCUUAACAUGCAACAAGGAACUUCUGGGCUUCGAUCCGACCUUCAUUGAGGCUCAAGACCGUCCUGCUGUGCUACGAAUCAAACCCCAGAAUGAUGUUAAUCAAGAACUCGAAAUAGAGCCCAGACCGGUCUUCCGAGCGUCGGGAAUCUGCGGACGCGCCACCACCUGCUGGAAAGCGCAUCCUUCUGGAGAUAAGAGUCAAGAAUUCCUGAUCAAAGACUCGUGGCAACCCGAGCAGCGGCCAAAAGAAGGCGAAAUGCUUCGCAUCGUGACCGAAAAGAAAGUACCACAUGUGGCCCGAUAUCACCAUCAUGAAGACGUCUGCGUCGACGGCAAAAUGGUCGACAUCAAAUCACAUCUUCGGAGGGGCGUCGACUUCCAAAAUUGUGAGAAGCUCACAAACAAGGAAAAGCCCACCGAUCUAAAUGUGCAAAAUGAGUUUAUCAAUCGGGUCCAUCGACGAUUGAUUCUCAAAGACGUGGGGAAGCCCAUUUGGACAGUUGGUUCUCCGCUUCGUCUGUUGGAGGCCCUCGAGGGCUGUAUCAUCGGACAUCAGGCCUUAUUCGCAGCAGGAUAUCUUCACAGAGAUAUAUCGGCCAACAAUCUCAUGGUGAAUGACCAGGCAGACGAUCCACAUUACCGAUCCUUCCUCAUCGACUUAGACGGCGCGAUUCACCGUUCUAUGUCAAGCGGUGAUGAACGCCACACCAGAACCGGCACAAAAGUGUUCAUGUCGAUCAGCUUGCUUAGAGGAAGAAACCCCCACACUCCUGUGGAUGACCUGGAAUCCUUCUUUUGGGUCUUGGUAUGGAUUGGUAUCCAUUACCCCAAAGAUCAAAGGAACACGAUCUCUGAAUUGGCCUCGUGGAAUCAGCAGAUCCCGAAACACCUAGCUGGCAUCAAGAACGAAUACCUCACCGUACCCCGCGACCUUACGAAUCUUUUCACAGCUCAAUACCGUGAAAAGCAUCUCUCCGACUGUGUCAUCAGGUUCGCCCAACUGAUGAGCAACCAGAAGAUCCGAGGCUGGGAAUACCAAAGACUUUAUGAAGAAAUAUUAAGUAUUUUGCGACAGGCGCAAGGAAAGCUGCGCGAGCAAGAAACGCUGCGUGAGGAAGAAAAGCUGUGUGAGGUCCAGGAAGAAAAGAAAAGCCGGACUGGGAAGAAGAGAAAAAAAGCUGCAGAAAACAAAAACUGCGUCGAGAAGAUUCAGAGAAAAGCUGCAUAGGGACAGUUAUAAGUGUAAGUAGGUCCAGUACUCUUCCUUCGCCUCGAUUGGCUAGCCCCCAUGACCCGAACUUUCAUCUCCAGGAUAAGGCUGUAUUUUGUUUUAUUCAGAUAUUAUCAUCGUUCCCCGCCAUAGAUCGCCGACCCCCCAUGGAUGUACGGAUUCUUCUUCCUUUUGAACCGUGUGGUAUCUCUUUCUCCCAAUCGGUAGAUCACACUAUAUUAUCGUUCUUGUCUUUUUCGCUCUGAUGAUAUCUGCAACCACCAUACAUCAUAUUUUUUGUCGUUUUAUCGUAAAUCUUACAUGUACAUACUCCAAGGCACCAGCGUUGUUGACCACCACAGCUAUACUCUGCAAUACGUGGUGCAACCCUAAUGUUUUUUUAAUGAUUGCGAUUUGAGUCAGAUUAUCAGUACUCUGUUUGAUGUUCUUAACCUCAGACUAAGCGCUAAUAUAGCCAUCCAGCUUGGGCAUUCGG